ACCACCACUCCCUGAUACAGACCCCGCCUGCUGCUGCACAACAACCUGGAUACACUCAGCAUGUCUUGUUCAAACAAGCCAGCUCUGCAUUAACUCAGAUAGAGCAGAGUAUAGUGAAGGGCAGAGAGCUGGUGACUUUAAUUCAUGUGUUAAAAAAAACAUCUUCUGCAGCUUCUUUCUCUCUUGAAGUCUGAGGAUCUGAGGAGCAGGUGGGUCGCGUUGUGAGCCAGUGUCGCCUUACAUCCUGCAGGUAACCUGUGAGUCCUGGAGACGCGGCGGUAACCUGUGGGGCAGCAACAUUGAAUGGACACAAUAUGGGGUCAGAUGAGGCCUACAACUUAGUCUUUAAAGUGGUUCUAAUUGGAGAAUCAGGUGUAGGAAAAAGCAAUCUGCUGGCCCGCUUCACCAAAAAUGAGUUCAACCAUGAUAGUCGCACAACCAUCGGGGUGGAGUUCAGCUCCCGGACCGUGCAGCUCGGAGGCUUCACCAUCAAGGCCCAGAUCUGGGACACGGCCGGGCUGGAGAGAUACAGAGCCAUCACAUCUGCGUAUUACAGAGGAGCAGUUGGAGCCCUGCUGGUUUUUGACAUCACCAAACACCUGACCUACGAGAGUGCAGAGCGCUGGCUGAAGGAGCUGUACGAACACGCGGACCCUAACAUUGUGGUGAUGCUGGUGGGCAACAAGUCUGACCUGGAGUCAGAGAGGUCUGUGCCCACCGAGGAGGCUCGAGACUUUGCAGAAAAGAAUGGUCUUUUGUACCUGGAGACCUCAGCUUUGGAGUCAACUAAUGUGGAGGCAGCAUUCAACAAUGUCCUAACAGAGAUUCACAGGAAGGGUGGUGGUAAGAAAAUGGGCCGGGGCUCUAUCAGUGCUUUGUCUUUUAACAACACCGGAGCAGAAAACACAGAAGAGAGUAAGCCCUGCUGCAGGAACGUCUGAUCACAAGGACCUUCAGGACACCGGGGGCCUCAGGGGUGGCUGAACUCCUCCUUCACCCACAAUGCUUUGCUGGAGUUGGAGGAGUUGGGAGUGACAUGGCAAAAAUGGGUGCAAUAUUAACAGUCCUGGGCUGGCUUAAGUGAUGCCACUUUGAAAAGACUGAUUCACAGGUUGUACAAACUGCAUGCUGGUGAUGUAUUCAAGGAAAGAUUAAUAUAUUUGAGCCAAUGUAUCUGGAAGCAAACAUCAAUGCUGUUGAAUAUAGGUCAAAAAUAAAAAUUCACUGUGUCACUUGUGAAAUGAAAUAUUUAUAAUGCAUGCCGAGAAUAAGAGUUUCAAAUGUACAUGAUACAUGACUGUUAAUGUUUUACUUUAUAAUCAGAUUGGGGCAUAAAUUGUAUGUACACACUACAAGUCUUGUUGUGCUUGAGCUGAGGAUGUAUGAGGAGUUUAAUUUCUGAUGAGAAAUAAACAAUUUAUGGAUACA
Messenger RNA from Notolabrus celidotus (New Zealand spotty), 1428 nucleotides. It is a transcript of the gene rab25b, whose product is annotated as RAB25, member RAS oncogene family b. Gene Ontology annotation, biological process: exocytosis. Gene Ontology annotation, molecular function: GTPase activity; GTP binding. Bases 315 to 941 code for a protein of 208 amino acids. The record is from RefSeq and is a predicted model, not a curated record. The transcript has 5 exons. Gene Ontology annotation, cellular component: recycling endosome. Lineage: Eukaryota; Metazoa; Chordata; Actinopteri; Labriformes; Labridae.